Molecule: messenger RNA, 3581 nt
Organism: Ipomoea nil (Japanese morning glory)
Lineage: Eukaryota; Viridiplantae; Streptophyta; Magnoliopsida; Solanales; Convolvulaceae
Product: LRR receptor-like serine/threonine-protein kinase GSO2
Exons: 9
Coding region: 76-3468 (1130 amino acids)
Molecular function (GO): protein binding
Source: RefSeq, a predicted model, not a curated record
GAAUAAGUUGUGUGGAAGCUACAAUAUAUGCACUAAGAGUGAUCAAUAUAUAGCUAUACUUUUAUAGUUCAUAGAAUGGGGAAUGUAUUAUUAUGGGUAAUAUUGGUGAUUGGGGUGAACACUUGGGGGUCUUUAGGGUGUUUGGAGGAAGAGAGGAUUGCUUUGUUACAAGUAAAAGCCCAUAUAAAAUAUAGCUAUGAUAAACCUCUGGUUUCAUGGGUAGAUGAUAAGAGAAGUGACUGCUGCAAAUGGUCCAGAGUAAAAUGUAGUAAUAUCACGGGGAGAGUAACCGAACUCUCUCUUGAAUUUCUAAGGGAUGAAAGAUUUGGAGAUUGGUAUAUAAAUGCCUCAAUAUUUCUCCCAUUCAAACAACUCAACUAUCUAGAUUUGUCAGAAAAUAAAUUGGCUGGUGCGGUUGAAAAUGAAGGUUUUGAUAAACUGUCAAAACUCCAAAAUUUGGAAAUACUUGAUAUGGGCGUUAAUAACUUAAAUCGCAGCAUUUUGUCUUCUCUCAGCAAUCUUUUAUCACUCAAAUAUCUCUAUUUGUUUGAUAAUCCAUUGAACUCGCAUUUGAAUAAUUCAGGUAACGAACGGCUCACAGGGUUAAUCAACUUGGAGGAACUCCACAUGAGAUACACUCAGAUGGAAGAAAUCAAUAUUCUAUCAGUUUUGAAUUUAAAGGACUUCAUUAGUCUAAAGGUGCUAGACAUAGGCUUCAACAAAUUUCAGAGCUUUGGACCAAUUAAUGACGUUGGAGGAGCAAAGAAAUUGGAGGAAUUGUAUUUAUUCGAAUGUAGAUUUAAUCAAAGUAUAUUUCAGUCACUUAAAGGAUUUCCUUCGCUUAAGAUUUUGGAUCUAAUGGAUAAUGAUUUUUAUGAUGGACCAUUGCACAUACAAGAUAUAAAUGAUUUAAGAAAUCUAAAGGAGUUAUAUUUGAGUGACAAUUAUUUUGAGGGUUUUGAGACAUCUGCAAAUCAUUCAGGAUCAUCAAGGCACACGAUUAGAAAUAAGAGCUAUCUCGAAGUAUUGCACUUAAAUAACAUCUCUUUUGACAUGACUAAGCUACUAUCAUCUUUGGCAGCAUUUCCAUCCAUUAAAACUCUUGAAUUACAGAGAGUUAAUGUUACAAACAUCGAUGCAAUUCAUGCAUUAAAAAAUCUAAGCAGCCUUGAAGAGUUGCAUCUUGAUGGCUCUAAUCUUCAUAAGGACUUCCUUUCAAAUAUUGGACCAAUGGAGUCACUCAAAGUCUUAUCAUUAAGUGGAGCCCAAGUAGGAGGCACUCUACCUAACAAAGGUCUGUGUGAACUAAAGAACCUUCAAGAGCUUUGGCUUAGUGAAAAUCAGUUGGAGGGAAAGAUUCCAUCAUAUUUUGGAAAUUUAACAUCCCUCCGUUAUGUUAAUCUCUCCCUAAAUAAGCUUUCUGGGAAUAUUGAGCUAUCUCCACUGUCAACACUCACAUCACUUGAAUAUCUUUCAAUUAUGAACAACUCCUUUGAAGUUGCAAGCUCAUUCAGGUCUUUUGCUAACAAUUCCAAACUUAGGGUCAUCCUUGCUGAUCGAAAUAAAGUAAUUGCGGAUACCCAGUUACAAGGUUUUGUCCCUAAGUUCCAGCUAGAUUCCCUUAGUUUGUCAAAUUGCAUCGACCUUCUAAAGUUGCCAAGAUUUCUUCACUACCAGCGUGAUCUGAAGGUUCUUAGGAUCUCUAGAAACAAUUUGGAGGGAGAAUUUCCCAGUUGGUUGCUUCAAAACAACACAAAACUUCAAUAUUUUCUUAUGAACAACAAUGCUUUUACAGGAAGCCUUAAGUUGUCAUCACAUGUGAACCCUAAUCUACAAAUAAUUAAUGUCUCCAACAACAAGUUGUGUGGAGAAAUAUCUGGGAACUUCAGCUCAUCUUUUCCCAAUAUUUUAGCACUGAACCUCUCUAGCAACUUGUUUAGUGGUCAGCUACAUUCCCUUAUCGGCACACACUUAGGGUUUUUGGACUUGUCAAAUAAUUCAUUCACAGGAGAAAUUCCUAAAGAGAUGUUGAUAAGUUGCUCAUCAUUGGUGAUUCUUAAACUGUCAAACAAUAAGCUGGAAGGACAAAUUGUCCAAGAAUUCGACUACUUAUCUUCUCUGGAGUACUUGCAUCUUGAUGGUAACAAUUUCGAAGGGACCAUACCAAAUAGCCUUUCUAAUCUGCCCUUGCAUUCUUUGGAUAUUCGUGACAACAAACUUUCUGGAGAAAUUCCAAGAUGGAUGGGUCGUUUAACCAGUUUGGUGCAACUCACUUUGUCCAAAAAUCAUCUUGAAGGUCAUAUCCCUAUAGAGUUUUGUAACCUAAAAAGCCUCUCUAUUCUCGACUUGUCAGAGAAUAACUUAACAGGGUCAAUUCCAUCGUGCCUCAACCCAUCCUCCAUAAAACAUGUUUCUCUUAGUAAACAUCAACUCAGCGGUCAACUCACGCGUGCAUUUUUUAACAACACUGCCUUGGUUAUACUUGAUCUGAGUUAUAAUAGUUUUGUUGGAAUAAUUCCAGAAUGGAUAGGCACUAUAUCAAGGUUGAGCUCUCUUCUCCUUAAUGGAAAUCGAUUUGAAGGGAAGGUUCCAACUCAAGUAUGUCAACUAAUGAGAUUAAGUUUGUUGGAUUUAUCUAACAAUUUACUCAGUGGUGUGAUCCCACGUUGCUUGGGUAAGAUUAGUCUAGAAGGGACUAAUGAACAGUUCAGAGGCAUCAAUUUGCCAUUUGAAUAUUAUAGCAUUAACGAUGCAAUAUUGGAUCGUCUCCACUAUGAGUGGGGAAGUGAUGAUGAGUAUAUUCCAAUGUUAGCAGUGGAUGUGCUUCCUGAGGUGCAAUUUAGAACAAAGGGAAAUUUAUAUAACUAUCAAAACAGCAUCCUCAAAUAUAUGUCUGGAAUUGAUCUCUCCGGUAAUAAGUUAACUGGAGAAAUUCCAUUUGAAUUGGGAAAUUUGACUAAGAUACAUGCAUUGAACUUGUCAUAUAACAACCUUAGUGGUAUGAUCCCAGAGACAUUGUCAAAGUUGGAAAAUAUCGAAAGUCUAGAUCUUUCCCGCAACAAGUUGAGUGGAAAAAUCCCCAUCACACUCAUUAACCUCCGCUGGUUGGAGUUCUUUAGUGUUGCAUACAACAAUUUAACAGGUGCAAUACCAGAACCAAAAGCUCAGUUUGCAACCUUUGAUGAAAGCAGCUACGAAGGUAAUCCUUAUCUUUGUGGACCCCCAUUACAAGUUAGUUGCAGCAGCCUUGAGCUACCGAUACCUCCAUUGCAGAAUGAUACAAAUGGUGAGAGUGAAGAGAGCAAUGAUGUUGAUAUGGAUGUUUUUUACAUCAGUUUUGGUGUAGCUUAUGUUAUUUUUUUGUUGGUAGUGGUGUUAGUGUUAUAUAUUAAUCCUUACUGGAGGAAUAUAUGGUUUCAACUUAUUGAAGCCAUUGUACGUAAUUGGUUUUGUCGAGGUACAAUCUAAAUGUUCAUAGUUUAGACUUUCAUUGUAAUGUGAUCAAAUGUACUGUAAACUAGUGUAAUAAUGUGGAGAUCAGAAUUAAUCUUAAUACAUGUAAAUAUUUGCUCCCUAUCUUA